AUGACUAAACGGAACGCCGAACUAGUUUUGCAAUAUUCUACGGUUUACCCGUUCAGAAUUCGAAGCAAAACUAUGAUUUGUGUCUACUGCUGUGAAGAAUACGAAGACCCAAAAGACUAUAGGGGUCAUUUAGAUGAAGCUCACAAAACAUUCACAGUAUCCACUGCUCUGGCACACUGUGGAUAUGGCAAAGAGUACCUUAAAGUUGACCUUACAGAUCUAAAAUGUAGGAUCUGCUCUUUGCCUUGUAACAAUCUAGAAGAAAUAGCUGAGCAUAUUCGUGAAGUUCACGAUGUGAAGAAAAUUGAUUUGAAUUUUGAAAUUGGUAUGCAUCCUUAUAGAAUGGACGGCGAGAAAUGGGUUUGCUUUCUCUGUGAUAAAAAGAUGCCGUCGCUCACUAAAUUAUGUAGACACACAACUUCUCACUAUCAAAAAUAUACGUGCGAUGUGUGUGGGCGAACUUAUUUGAAAAAUGAAGCUUUGAAAUAUCACAUUCGUUGCAGUCACACUUAUGGGGACCACGUUUGUAGGAAAUGUUGGACAGCUUUUCCGACUUUGGAAAAGAAAAGAGAACAUUUGAGGGAAUCUAAACGUUGUUGGACCUUCUGUUGCAUCAGUUGUGGUGAACGUUUCUUGUCGUGGGAAACUAAACAGAAGCAUCUAGUUGAAGUGCAUGGCCGGCAAAAGAGAAUGUACGAAUGUCCGGAUUGCGAGGAAACUUUUGAAUCUCGCAAACAUUUCUAUACUCACUUUAAAGUGAAUCAUAGUGACGACAGUUUCGUGUGUUCCUGUUGCGGAAUGAAAUUCGGAACUAAAAGAGAACUGGAGGAGCACAGAUUUUGUCAUACUGGCGAGAAACCUUAUAGAUGGUCGACAUUGGAAAUUCGCGGGCGUAGUGAGAAUGAGAGUGAGAAAAAGAAAAUAGUACUCGUAUAUCAGACGCCACAGCGUCGUAACGCGGAACUUAUACUCAGGCAUUCCACUGCCUAUCCAUUUAAAACACGUUUUAGUCAGAUUUUAUGCGCGUAUUGUCACGAUGAAUAUAACACGUUGUCCAAUCUUCGUUACCAUAUGAAAACUGAACAUGUCAACACUGAUUUUAAAAAUGUAUUCUAUAGGACUAAAGAUAAUUUAGUGAAAGUCGACAUAACUAACCUUAAAUGUAAUCUAUGCAGUCAGGACAUUCAAGAUAUAGAUACUUUAAUGGGUCAUUUGUCUAGAGAACAUAACAAAUCUGUCAAAUUCAAUGCGCGGUUCGGUGUAUUACCAUAUAAACAAAACGCAAACGAUCAAUGGGUGUGUGUGUACUGCCAGAAAACCUAUGUAGAGUUUAUUCAGUUCAAACGUCAUAUCGCAACACAUUUUAUGAAUUUUAGCUGUGAUAAAUGUGGUACAACAUUUAUUUCUGAUCACGCGUUGCGUGACCAUCGGCGUCAAGUUAAAUGUUUUAGGACUGCCUAUAAACCUCGUAAUGGCAGGGUUAUGAGACCUCGCACGAAUGCUGAAAUUAUUCUUCAAUGUUCUACAGCUUGUCCGUUUAGAACCUGGAAGAGUAAUUUCAACUGUGUAUUUUGUAGGGUGCAAUCAAGUGAUCCGAGUACGCUUAGAAGUCAUAUGGCGACUCGACAUGAAAAUUACGAUGUACAAGCAGCAUUCUAUAAAAAAUUAGGGAAAGAAUUUCUUAAGAUUGACAUUACCGACCUUCAAUGUAAAUUAUGUUUUAUGCGAAUUGAAAAUUUUGAAACUUUAACAUAUCACUUAAAGAACGAUCAUCAACAACCAAUAAAUUCUGAUGCCCAAGUUGGCGUAUUACCAUUUAGACUAAAUGAUGGGUCGAUUUGGAAAUGCACAAUGUGUCCAAACGAAUUUAAAGACUUUGUCUCUUUAAAAAAACACACAUCUGAACACUUUCAGAAUUAUGUCUGUGAUACAUGUGGUGAAGGAUUCAUAACUGAAUCUGCCAUGAUCGCACAUACUAAAAUACCCCAUGAAAAUAAAUACAAUUGCAGUCGAUGCGUGGCAACAUUUUCUAGUCUAGAAGAGAGAAACAUUCAUGUAAAAACUCAGCAUACGUCGACUCCAUAUAUGUGCGUUUAUUGCAAAGACAAGCCUCGCUUUGCUAAUUGGGAACUUCGGAAGAAACAUUUGAUGGAAGUUCAUAAUUAUAAGACUGGUGCUGACAAAUACGAAUGGACCACAAAGGAUAUUGACGGGCACAAAGAAAAAGAGGGUAAACCAAAAAAAGGUUUAUUUGAACGGUCCGUUAAGCAGAACCCUCAACGGCGAAAUGCUGUGUUAAUACUUAAGCACUCAACUGCUAUUCCGUUUAAGACUAGAUUUAAUAGAAUAUUAUGCUCAUAUUGCCACGAUGAAUUCGAACCUAUGGAAGCUUUAAGAGAUCAUGUCAAAACCACACAUAUAAACGCUGAUUACAACAGCGCUUUUUAUAAAGUUGUGGACGAUUUAAAAGUAGAUAUAAGCCAUUUUAAAUGUAACAUAUGCUCGGAAAACAUUCAGAGUGUUGAAACAUUCAUGACCCACUUGUCCCGUAACCACGGCAAAACUGUUAAUUUUGAUGUACCUUUCGGUGUUUUACCGUAUAAACAAAAUGAAACCGGAGUGUGGAUGUGUCUAGAUUGUGAUAAAGUUUUUCCUGAAUUUUCCCAAAUUAAUGGACACCUACGCAGUCAUGCGAAAAUUUUUACGUGUGAUAAAUGUGGGGCUACUUUCUUAUCCGAACAUGGCCUUAAGCAACACGAGCGCAAUUUUAAAUGUUACAAGGCUACAUAUAAGCCACGUUUUGGAAAAGCCUUAAAACAUCGUUUUAAUACUGAAAUUAUAUUACAAUGUUCUACCGCAUGUCCUUUUCGGACCUGGGGUCAGAAUUUCAAUUGUGUUUUCUGUCGUGUACAGUCAAAUGAUCCAAACGGUUUACGCGCUCAUAUGGCAUCACGACAUGCAAAUUUUGAUAUCCAACUUGUAUUCAGUAGAAAAUUACGUAAGGAGUUCCUUAAAGUUGAUAUAACUGACUUACAGUGUAAGUUAUGCUUUAUGCAUAUAGAUACUCUCGACGAUCUUUUAACACAUUUAAAAAAUGAUCAUAAACAACCCGUCAAUAUAGACGUUCAACCUGGAGUACUUCCAUUCAAACUCAACGAUGGCUCGAGUUGGAAAUGUGCGAUAUGCAAAAUACAAUUUUCAGACUUUAUAUCCUUAAAAAAACACACUGCAGAACAUUACCAGAACUAUGUGUGCGAUACUUGCGGGGAAGGUUUCAUAACAGAAGUGGCUCUCAGAGCUCACACAAAGAUCCCACAUGAUAAUAAAUACAAUUGCAGUAGAUGUAUAGCGACAUUUUCUACUUUGGAAGAGAGAAAUGUUCAUGUAAAAACUCAGCAUACAACUCUUCCUUACAUGUGUGUUUACUGUAAAGACAAGCCACGAUUUGCCACUUGGGAACUUAGAAAACGACAUUUAAUGGAAAUUCAUAACUAUAAACCGGGAGCAGAAAUGUACGAAUGCACAACAUGUCAUAUGAUGUUUAAAACUCGCUCCCAAAAAUAUCAUCACAACGUAAAAGUCCAUCGUACGAAAAAAGAAAUGGACUUUGGAUUUUCUUGUGGACACUGCGCGAGAGGUUUCGCGACAAAACUUUCAUUGGAUAAACAUAUAGCAAAAAAACAUUUUCAUGUC
Messenger RNA from Brenthis ino (lesser marbled fritillary), 3693 nucleotides. NCBI's taxonomy places the organism in Eukaryota, Metazoa, Arthropoda, Insecta, Lepidoptera, Nymphalidae. The record is from the annotation of a GenBank genome assembly.